AUGGCUAUACCAGCAGCUACCAGCCUUCGGGACCCGUCGAUAAUCGCCGCUCCAGUGUUCACGGUUACCAACAGGGUCAGCCGCAAAGCAGAGGUUUCAGUCCUUACAAUCAUGGCAGGGGUGCUUCCUGGAGCCGGGACGGUACAGCUCGGCGAGGAUCGAAGAUAUCGAAUCACGGCCAAGCUCCUCAAGGCCAACCAGAACUCGCACACGACCCUCUACCAGUACGACAUAUCAAUCAUCCAAGUGGACAGAGACGGUAAGCCUGUGAACAAGGAGGGCGGCGGGAAGGGCAAACAAGAAAGCACCCAGCAACCUUCGACCACGAAUAGCCAGGGAAAGAAGAAGCGAUCUGGGAUUCCUGGCCUGAAGAAGAGGAGAUUGAUUGCUCUGGCGCUGCAGGAAUUUCAACAGCCCCAAUACUUUGAUCCAGAGGUCCCAAUCGCGACGGAUUACCACCAGAAACUCAUCGCUGGGGCCAAGUUGAGCUUUGAUGACGAGGCCACAAAGCACAGAGUAUACAUCGACGAGGGGAUCGGUAGCCGAUGCACCAUCCACGUUGAUUACUAUGAUGAAUUCUGCUCCCGUGCAGACAGCCAGGAACGAUACGCCGUGACUGUCUCUGGACCCGUCGAGCUUCCUUUGGAACCCUUCCUCCGCCAUCUCCAGGCGGCUCCGCCCGCGACCGACGCGACAGCAGAGGCCCUUCAGGAGCCUGUCCUCGAUGCCCUCAACGUCAUCUUCAGCUACCGUCCCUUCCAGCAAUGUUUCAGGGCUGGUCAGGAUGAAUUGCCUAACAUGGCCACGACCAAUGGCAAGAAGUUUUUCGGAGUUCCAAACAAGCCUCGUCCUGGUACCAUGACAUCCACGGGAGCGACGCUCGCAGACGGGAGUAGCGGUAUCGGUGGUGGUGGCCAGGACAGUGUUCCUGGUUUUGCCAGAAGUGUGCGGGCAGUGCGCUCGAGGGCCAACAAUCUGCUGUUGAACGUCCACUCGAUGACGUCUCUUUUGUACCACCUUACCCUUGUUCAGGACCUUAUCGAACUUUGGAUUGUCAAACAUGGACACCCAUGGACUCGGACCGACCUCGACGAGUUAGCCGAUUUCCUCACCAAUCUUUCUGUCAGGAGUCUACCGCAUGGAUCCUUCCAUAGAAUCACUAAACUGCCUCGGCACGAGAUAAAUGGCCGUCCCGUCCUUCCUACGGUCUGGAACACGGUGAUAAGGCCACAAGAUCGAGACAAUCCUGGCUCGAGCGUUGCAGAUUACUUCUCGCUGCAUCAUGGGGCCUCGUACCCGGACGACGGCAAAGAAACCUAUGUUGUCACUGUUGGAGAAGAUGCCGCUGCGCAAACCAUGCCAGCUGAUCGUCUGAUGGUGAUGCCAGGCCAGCGAUACACGAAUCCCAAAGAGCUUCCGUUCGGCGCCACACGACGUCCCAACGACAAUCGAGAUCGUGUCCUACAGACCGGCAGAGGCAUUUUCUUCGGCACCCACCCAGACGCAAAAGGUGCUGUCCAGUUUGAACUCGAUCUCGGAAGAGAGCUCUUGCCGGUCCCGUUCAUCCAGCUCGACUUACCAAGCGUACAGUAUCGCAACUCUGUCAAUCCGGACGUUCUCGUCAACCUCCCGCGGCAGCACGGACCUCGAGAUGGCAGAUGGGAUCUCCUAGGCCAGCACUCCAUACGCACGUCGCCUGAUGAGCAGCGGUGGACCUACCUCGAAAUCCAGGAGCACAGUGGCCGCACAUCCGAUCCAAGCCAAUGUCCGCGGUUUCGAGCAGGCCUCGAGAAUGCUCUUACCGAGACCGGAAUGUCCAAAUUUGUCUUCGUACCCUGGCCGAAUUACUCGCUGACUCUCCCAGACCUCAACCGCUUUGGAAAGGAGGAUCGCUUCGACAAGCUGUGUGAAAGCGUCAGGCAGAAAUUCAAGGAGUUCGAGGGCAAAGUCGAUAUCCUACUCGUCAUUCUGCCGAAUCAGAAGGUGGACAUCUACAGCGCCGUCAAGAUCGUGGGGGACCAGGUCCUGGGCAUACCGACGGUAUGCUCUAUCUUGAAGAAGGGCAAAUUCAAACCCAACGGUGCGCUCAAUAAGGAUUUCCCCGCCAAUUUGACCAUGAAGAUGAAUCUGAAGACGAGCACGACUGCCGUGAACCACCAACUCGCUGUUCGGCCACCGAUUCUGACGCCAAAGACCAUGAUCAUUGGCAUCGACGUCACGCACAAACCUGCGACGGCUCUCAAAGAUGCACCUAGCAUUGCCGCCGUGGUUGGCAGUGUUGAUGACCAGUUCGCCCAGUGGCCUGUGAGUCUGCGUCUCGAUCCUGUGCAGGACGUGGAGGAGAGUGAAGCUGGUCCGGCGAAUGAUGAGAAUCCAGGGAACGACAAGGCUGAGACGAGUAACACGUCCAAGCCAUCUGCCACGGCUAAGAGUGACGCCCCUAAAUCCAAGCCAGAUGAAACAACCAAAAUGGACGCCCCCAAAUCCAAGCUAGACAAGGAACAAGCGCGAGAGAAAGUCCUCGACCUCGAAGCCAUGGUGUUUGAACGACUCGUCGACUGCUGGGAACACAACCAAGCCAUGCCCGACCAGAUCAUCAUCUACCGGGACGGCCUCUCCGAGGGACAAUUCGAAAUGUGCAGGAACGAAGAACUUCCCAAGAUCAAGCGCGCCAUUGAAAGCCUGAAAUGCCACCGUCGCGAGGAACACGUCAACAAGAAUCGAGGAGACACCACUGCGGAGCUGCUCCAAGAUGAUGACAACGCCACCAUCGCAGUGAUCCUGAUCUGCGCGGUCAAGAGAAACCACACGCGUUUCUUCCCGGCCGAUAGCACCAUCAAGAACGACGACGUCUACUGUGGUGUUGAUAAUCACGGGAAUUACAACUUCAACCCCCGGCCCGACACGCUGAUUGAGCAGGGCGUGACGUACGGCGACGGCCAGGACUCUUUCCUCAUCAGCCAAAAAGGCCGUAAUUGGCACGGCCAGACCGACGCACUAGGUAAUCUUGGCCAAUGA
Molecule: messenger RNA, 3018 nt
Organism: Cladophialophora carrionii CBS 160.54
Lineage: Eukaryota; Fungi; Ascomycota; Eurotiomycetes; Chaetothyriales; Herpotrichiellaceae
Exons: 2
Coding region: 1-3018 (1005 amino acids)
Molecular function (GO): protein binding; nucleic acid binding
Source: RefSeq, a predicted model, not a curated record